Messenger RNA from Zerene cesonia (dogface butterfly), 1300 nucleotides. Its product is annotated as NADH dehydrogenase [ubiquinone] 1 alpha subcomplex subunit 6-like. The record is from RefSeq and is a predicted model, not a curated record. Gene Ontology annotation, biological process: response to oxidative stress. Bases 1 to 369 code for a protein of 122 amino acids. The transcript is spliced from 3 exons. Lineage: Eukaryota; Metazoa; Arthropoda; Insecta; Lepidoptera; Pieridae.
AUGGCCGAUAAAAUACGAGCUGGAUGUAAAUGUGUAAAACCACUUUUGUCUGCCAAUUUCUGUGAGGCUCAUACACGAGUAAUCGGAUUAUAUAAAGCAUACUACCGUUUCAUUCCUCAUUUACUUAGAUUAUUUGACAUCCCCAAAAAUGAAGAAGACUGCCGUUGGAAAUUACGAGAGCAAUUUUAUAAAAAUGCUUGCGUUACGGACAUUCGGGUAAUCGAUAUGCUAGUUAUAAAGGGUUAUAUGAAUUUAAAAGAGAUGACUAACAACUGGCAACAGAAAGGACAUCUUAUGAGUAAUUGGAACCCAACAGCUGAACCAAAGCCGUGUGACUUUGUUGGAAAAUUUUUAGCCGGCGUUGAUUAAAAUAACAAUGAAAUUUCCUUUCUCCAAGCUUUGGGAAAUAACGGUUAAAUAAUAACAUCACAUUUAUUUAUCGAAUAUAAUUUACAUCACAAUAUACCUUUCAAAGGCGUUAUGUUCACAUGGUUAUAGCAAAUUAUAUAAAGUUGUAAGUAUUUUGAGUUAUGAAAAGGUAUACAAUAAACAUUUAUCACCCGCACUCGUACUUCACAUUGAACAAAAUAAAAAUAGUUUGUUAAAUUCAAUAAAUAAAUAAAAACUCACUUAUAUAGUAUGAAACUAUGAGCUAAACUGUUAAAAACGACUUCACAAUAUAUAUUAUGCAGGUAUGAAGCCCACCUAUGAAUAAAUAUGUAAAUUAACGUAUAUUAUUUACAAAUUUGGGUUUAAAAAUAAGGCUCACAACCAUUAAAUUACAAUAUGAUGUAAAUAAUCGCUUUGGUACAACAAAUAUAUAGGCAUGUAAAUAUAAAUUGUCGUCUAUUUUUAUACCCGUGAUAUUAAAAGUAAAUAGGUAUAUUAUCAUUAUUAUUAGGGUAUUUUUGAUACACACUUAAUUGUCUUUAUAUCGAUCGUAUAACACAAAUAAAUCCAAUAAGCCGUUGUUAUAAACGUGAUUGAAAAUCUCUUAAGGUAUCUCUUAAUGUAGGUACAUUAUAACAUUUAAAAUACAUCGAAAUGAAUGAAAAAUACAUAGCGUUAAGUAGUUUUAUUUAGCGUAGGUUAUUUUUUGGAGUUACCUCAUUUUUCAUUAUUUUGAUAUGCCUAGUCUACAAUCUUACUGUAAAACGUUUUACAGAUUCUAAUUUUACCUUUUAAUUCAUCCUGGACUAUCAAUCAGCGACAGAUGCCUACUUAGGUACUUUAACAUCAAACGUUUAUCUCGUCUUUAGAAGGAUAAAGCUAAGGAAAAUUAUAAGCCUAAACAGGGAAA